Paramecium octaurelia is the source of this 240-nucleotide messenger RNA. The record is from the annotation of a GenBank genome assembly. NCBI's taxonomy places the organism in Eukaryota, Ciliophora, Oligohymenophorea, Peniculida, Parameciidae.
AUGGAAUCUCCGUUUCUAAUUUGGUAGAUAUAUGGGAACCACUCCACUGAGUCAUUACCCUACCUAAGUAAAUAUUGUAUAGCAGCAAUCGUCACUCUGAUCGUAUUUAUUUCGAUUAUGAUGCUUCAUCAUGUUCGGAGUCAUUUCUAAAUUAUUAGAAGAACCCCCAAGAAACAAAAGAAUAAAGAAAAGAAUGUCACUUUCAACUUAGACUUGAAUCAGAUACACUACUAUUAUUGA